This is a messenger RNA of Limanda limanda (common dab), 324 nucleotides long. Its product is annotated as gastrin/cholecystokinin-like peptide. The record is from RefSeq and is a predicted model, not a curated record. Lineage: Eukaryota; Metazoa; Chordata; Actinopteri; Pleuronectiformes; Pleuronectidae. The coding region runs from base 10 to 324 and encodes 104 amino acids. Gene Ontology annotation, molecular function: neuropeptide hormone activity. Gene Ontology annotation, biological process: digestion. Gene Ontology annotation, cellular component: extracellular region; axon. The transcript is spliced from 2 exons.
UGCACAGACAUGUCAGGGAAAGUUAUGCUGGUGUUGGCACUGCUGGUGGCUCUGCUGGUGUGCAGCGCGGCCUCCUCACCUGAGACGACCAGCACGCUCCAGCAGCUCCUGGCCAAGAGGGAGAGGAACUCGGCCCACAGACGGGAGCCGGCGCCUCAGACUCGCUCUGCACGGAUGGAGAGACGGGCACACCUCUCUGGGGACGAACGGGAGAUUAUGACCAAGCAAAUAAUGAAAGCUAUUUCAGAGGUGAUGAACUCCGAGUGCAUGCCGGAUCGAGACUACCAGGGCUGGGUGGACUUCGGACGGCGGGACGCAGAGUGA